UCUAUUCUCGCAGUUAUUCCAGUUAUUCUUUGUGUGCUUGCGUUAGAGUGCUUGCGUGUGUUAGGAAGCCAUGGAUUCCAUCGCACCAUCUGCAGCCGUCAUUCAAAGUUUUAUAGAACUGAUGGACUCUGACAGUGAAGACGAAGAGUUCGACGAUGUCGUCGCAAUUGUUGCGCUCAGACUGACUAGGUUGAACCGCAACAGAAUCCCUAGGUACUGCGAAGAAGUUGUGAGUCGGUACUUCGAUUUUGAAUUUAAGAGGCUUUUCCGCCUAUCGCGUGAGACAUUUGAUAGGCUCGUCGCAGGGUACAUGGCGUCCCCAUUUUUUCCGUACGCGACAAGAGGGCGACCAAGGGUCAGUGCUGAAAAGACGUGCUUGGUGCUUUUGUGCUACUUGGGUGGACAGUGCAGCAUGUACUCCUUGGCCGACCGCUUCGACAUUGCCGUGUCGACCGUACACAGUUGUGUCGAGAGAAUGUUGGGUUUUCUGAACAGCGUGAGUGCUGAAGUGAUUGCGUGGCCCGACAGACAGGAGCAGGAACGCAGCAAAGCCGGCUUCCUAGCGAAAAGCGACGGCAAGGGGCCUCAAAACGCCAUAGGGUGCAUAGACGGCUGCCAUGUGGAAAUUAACAAGCCGACGGAGUCUCCUAACUCCUACUACAAUAGGAAAAAAUUUCCCUCAAUCGUCCUACAGGGCAUUGCCAAUGAUAGAAACAAGUUCUUAGACGUUUUCAUUGGCUUCCCUGGCUCGGCGCACGACGCCAGAAUUCUUUCCGAAAGCCCAUUUUUUGGAGACGCUGCGACGAAGUGCAUCAGUGGUUAUCUUCUCGGAGAUUCUGCUUACCCGCUGUUGCCGUGGCUACUGACGCCUUAUCGUGACAAUGGGCAAACUUUCCCUUUGUGGAAGAAAAAGUUCAACAAAGUGCACUCGCAGCAAAGAGUUGCGAUUGAAAAUGCCUUUGGAUUGUUAAAACAGCGCUUUAGACGGCUGUAUUUUGUUGAUGCUGCCAGCAUUAAGCAAUGUGUCCUGAUCGUCAUGGGAGCAUGUGUACUGCACAAUCUGUGCAAUGAAGAGAGGGACUUCUUUGAUGAACUACAGCACCUGCCUCAGCAAGAUGAUGACGACGACAGUGAUGAGAACACCGACAUAUUCGUUGACCGUCAUGUGGCAGGCUUCAGCGAGAGCCUGCGAAAGGAUAUCGCACAGAACCAGUGCUGAUAUUGUGAACACUCGUGUGCUCACAUUAAGUACAUUUUGUUGUGAGCAUGUGUGCAUAGUGUCAGCAGCUUCGAUGAACAGUGUGAACACUGUUAAAACAGUAUUUGAUAAGGAUGUAACAGUUGGAACAUCUGUUAACAUCUAAUUCUUUUUUUAUAUAUAUCAAUAGAACUUGAACCAUGUUGCCUUGUUUCUUAAGUGAAUUAUUCUUUUACAAAUAUUAUUACUGUUGUUAGAACUGGUGUGCAUGUGGGAAAAACUAUUCUCAACAUAAUCACUGUUGCAAUCAAUCACUGAUGCAAUGACAUUUCCUAAUUGUUAGUGCAUGUUAGGUGCUAUGCCUGAUUGAACAUAACGCAGAAAACCUUCGUUCGUAAACUCAUGUUGUGAGUAGCCGUGAUUGUGCUAAUACAUUUGUUAAGUGCACAUUUCAUAUGUGCAGGGACCUGAUAAUUGCUAUUACACUUACAAUAUCAAUAGCUGAUAUGAACUUCUGUUAUGGGUUAUACAGCAAAAGCUCGAUAAUUUGUAUUUGGUUAAUUCGAACUGACACCCUGGUCCAGGCACAGCCCUGUGUAUUUUUGUGGGGAAAACUUCCAAUAAUUCAAACGCGCUGGUAUCCGAAACGGUCAAUUCGAAAUGGGAGCCCCUGGUUUUCAUUUCUCCUCGCAGAAGUCGACCCAGGGUGAUCUCAAUGUGCUGCAAAACCAAACCAAACUUACUAGAGAUGCAAAACAAUGAAACAUUUCUCAGCCGAUGAGGAUUCGGACGCUGUGCUGGAGCACUUGGACAAGCUUAGGAGUCGCGACAGAACGAACGCAAGCAAAUGCAA
Rhipicephalus sanguineus (brown dog tick) is the source of this 2051-nucleotide messenger RNA. RefSeq lists its product as uncharacterized. NCBI's taxonomy places the organism in Eukaryota, Metazoa, Arthropoda, Arachnida, Ixodida, Ixodidae. The coding region runs from base 71 to 1219 and encodes 382 amino acids. The transcript has a single exon. The record is from RefSeq and is a predicted model, not a curated record.